Nycticebus coucang (slow loris) is the source of this 240-nucleotide messenger RNA. It is a transcript of the gene DEFB130B, whose product is annotated as defensin beta 130B. Gene Ontology annotation, molecular function: CCR6 chemokine receptor binding; chemoattractant activity. The transcript has 2 exons. The record is from RefSeq and is a predicted model, not a curated record. NCBI's taxonomy places the organism in Eukaryota, Metazoa, Chordata, Mammalia, Primates, Lorisidae. Gene Ontology annotation, biological process: defense response to bacterium; cell chemotaxis. The coding region runs from base 1 to 240 and encodes 79 amino acids.
AUGAGACUCCAUUCCCUUCUUUCUGUUUUUCUCCUCUUUGUGACUAUAAUAUCAGAAGGAAAGACUGGUGUCAUUCCAGGGCAAAAACAGUGUAUUGCUUUAAAAGGAAUAUGUAAAGAUGGCAGCUGUACCUCCACGGAUGAUACAAUUGGUGUGUGUAAUAAGCAAAAAAAAUGCUGUAGAAAGUGGUGGAUACUCUAUCCUUAUCCAACACCGAUUCCCAAAGGAAAAUCUCCUUAA